AUGCUGACGCGGUGUGCUGCGGAGGUGCCCCGCGCUCUUCGCUUGCACAUGCCUCCCCGUGAGGCCGAUCUGCCCGUAUUGGCCAGCGUGGCGGCCGUGGUGGACCCUCUUGGCGAGACCACGACGGCGUUCGUGCACCUGGUGCAUCUGCUUCACGCGAGCUUGAACGUAGAGGUUUGCAUCGCCAUGAACCCGCGGGAGACGUACGACGACUACCCGUUGAAGAAGUGGCAGCGGCACGUGUUCUCCUCUGGCUCUGCGAAGUUUCCAGGGCCGGAUCGGGAUGAGCUGUCCGCGGUAUUCUCCCGCCUGCAGACUCACCACACCCUCACUCUGGCCAUGGUAUGCCCCGCGUCGUGGCUGGUCACGGCGCACAAGUCGGAGCACGACCUUGACAACAUACGCGCAGGCGAUGCGACCAGGCUCGGUGGGCCAGGCUCGCAACCGACGGUCGCCGCGGAGUUCCUGCUCUCGAGGCUCUACGUGGAGGGCUCGGCGCACGUCCGCGACUCCGGCAAGCCGGCCACCGGGCUGCAGCUGGAGCUGCAGCCGACCCUGGCGGGGCCCGCGGGCGGGCAUGGCGGGGCGGCAGGUGGCUGCGGGGGAGCCGACACGCGGGUCAUGCAGAAUCACGGGUUCUGGUCGAUGCCAAUCUGUCCCGGUGCUUUUGUGCCGUCAUUGAUGCCUGGCGCCAGCAACGACACCUUCGUGCUCGGCUCUGUGAUCCCCAUCGAGGUCAGCUCCUUCGCGGUGCCGCGCCUGCCGCUCCAGGUCGCGGUGCGACCCGGCCGCCAGGACCAGAGGCCGACCUGGAGCGCAAGACGCUGGGCGCCGGGGCGCGCAGGCGGGCACGGUGGCGCCGCAGGCGGGCCGCCCCGCAGGCCGCGGCCGCAGGCCCCGACGCGGGCCUGCCGACCAUCCACGUCUUCUCCCUGGCCAGCGGGCACCUCUACGAGCGCCUGCUCUCCGUCAUGGUGCUGUCGGUGCGGAACCACACGCGGCACCCGCUGCACUUCUGGAUCGUGGGCGACUUCCUGUCCCCGAGGUUCUUAG
Molecule: messenger RNA, 1053 nt
Organism: Prorocentrum cordatum
Lineage: Eukaryota; Dinophyceae; Prorocentrales; Prorocentraceae
Source: the annotation of a GenBank genome assembly